Messenger RNA from Pelecanus crispus (Dalmatian pelican), 1111 nucleotides. The record is from RefSeq and is a predicted model, not a curated record. Lineage: Eukaryota; Metazoa; Chordata; Aves; Pelecaniformes; Pelecanidae.
CGCUGUGGUGGAUGUCGCUAUCCAGGAUUAUGUGGCUGACGUGGCCUCCGAACUCAUCUACCAGAACAAGAGUCACAUCUCCACAGAAGUCCUCUUCGCCUUCCCCCUGGGCCCCCACAUGGCCAUCUACUCCUUCCAGGUCCGCAGUGAGGAUGCCAACAUCCAGGCUAUGCUGCAGGAUGAGCCCCAGCAGCUGCAUAAGCCUCUAGGAGGCUGGGAGAAUCUGGAAUACCUUCAGAAUCAGUCUAACUAUCCAGGUGAGAUGUUUGCCUGCUUCCUGGGCACCCUGUCCCCUGGCGGGGAGGUGGUCGUGACCUUGCGCUACGUCCAAGAGCUGCCACGGAAGCCAGAUGGAGCAGCCCAUUUUGUGCUGUCACCCACGCUCCAUCCCUACACAAAACACUAUGCCUGGAAUUGUCUCGCUAGCAAGCUGCCCUACAGCCUGCUGCUCACUGCUAGCCUGCAGUCACCCCGUGGAGUGGCCAAUGUCCAGGCCAACUUCGCCCUCACCCCUUUGAUCUACACUGCCCAGGAUCGCAGUACUGCACAGGUCUCACUGGCUGGCAGCCCACCAAGUCACAAUGAUUUGGAGCUGCUGGUGUAUUUUGGAGACCCCCCUGCAGUCAGUGCUGUGGUGGAGAAGGGAGACCCUGGGGCCCCUCCAGGCUCCCUGCUUGGUGACCCCAUGGUGUUGGUGACGCUGGCACCCAGCAUCCCUGAGGCAGUGCCUGGGCAGCACCAGUCUGGAGAGUUCAUCUUCCUCCUGGACACCACUUUCCUUGAGCAUGCACAGGACUCCCUGCUCUUCCUUCUCAAAAGCCUGCCCCUGGGCUGCUACUUCAACAUCUACUGCUACGGAGAAACCUCUGUGGGCAUCUACCCGCAAAGUGUUGAAUAUACUCAGGACAACCUGACCGAGGCCAUGCAGCGCAUCCCCCCCACGGGCUCCAGUUUGGAUGACACCAAUCUGCUGGGAACCCUCCGCUCAAUCUACAAUACCCCUCGCCCCCGCGGGCAUACGCGCCAGCUCUUCAUCUUCAUGACCAGGCUACCCCCUGACAAGGAAGCCAUCGCAGCUGAGGUCUGCCAUCACCGCAACAGCCACCGGUAA